AAUUUAUGGUGGGGGUGUUGACGUCAGAGAGCUGCUGCCGUAAACCGGUGUAGUAGCUCGCUGCAGAUGUUUUAGCCGCAGAUUAGUCCUUAUAACACAGAGACCGAUGGACAAGACGACAUGAUACACAAUGACACUGAGAAUGAUGACAUUUGGGUUGCCAGCGAUGACAACGAAGAGGAGGCGCCGAUGAAGUGCAGCUUCUCUGUAGAAGACCUCCUGGACGAGGUGGAGAAGAUCUGUAAUGAUACCUCGGGAACGUCCAAGGUGGAGAUGGUGGUGCGCCUCUGGAAGGACGGCUUCACCAUUAACGACCAGGAGUUCCGUAGCUAUUCGGUCCCUGCAAACCAGGACUUCUUGGAUGCCAUCAAAAGGGGGGAACUUCCGUCGGAGUGGGAGAGCCGAGCAGAGGAGGAGGAACUGGAGGUCAACGUGGAGGAUUUGACCGAGGAAGAGUACGUUCCCAGGAAGAAGGUUUUUCAUCCUUUCAGCGGGCGAGGAUACCGGCUCGGCAGCGUGGCGCCCCGAGUGGUGGCCCGCUCGCCAUCGGUGCAUGAGGACGGCGAAUCUCCCCCCAUCCCCAUGGUAACCCUGGACCACGCCCUGCCCGUCACCUCUCUGCAGCUGUGGUUGGCCGACGGCCGCAGGCUGGUGCAGCGCUUCAACCUAUCGCAUCGGAUCGGAGACGUCCACGACUUUGUAUCACGCUGCCAGAGGAGCUGCCCGCCCUUCGUCCUGACCACGUCGCUUCCCGUGCGGGAACUCCUCGACAAAGAGCUGAGCCUCGAAGCAGCGGACUUGGCCAACGCUGUCAUUGUUCAGCGGCCCCUCAACACGCAUGCCCCCUUUGCGCCAUAAUCCACCUGUCCCUUUUCAUCUUACAUCCAAAAAUGGCAUAAAGCACCACCAAAACAAAAACAAAAAAAAGUCUUCCUAAACUGUGAUCGACAAUUUUAUGCACUCUUUCAAAGCCGACACUGCUUGCAUGUCGAGGUUUGUUUGCCUUGGUUUUUUUUUUGUUUGUUUUUUUACAUCGACUCAUUUUUGAAUGUAUCAUGUUAUGUGCCUGCAUCAUUUCCAAUUCAAUUACAUGUAUUAAAAAAAACUAAGGUU
Hippocampus comes (tiger tail seahorse) is the source of this 1113-nucleotide messenger RNA. RefSeq names its product UBX domain protein 2A (gene ubxn2a). The record is from RefSeq and is a predicted model, not a curated record. Gene Ontology annotation, biological process: membrane fusion; proteasome-mediated ubiquitin-dependent protein catabolic process; autophagosome assembly. Gene Ontology annotation, cellular component: nucleus; cytosol. Bases 121 to 858 code for a protein of 245 amino acids. Lineage: Eukaryota; Metazoa; Chordata; Actinopteri; Syngnathiformes; Syngnathidae. Gene Ontology annotation, molecular function: ubiquitin binding. The transcript is spliced from 7 exons.